AUGGAUCCCCAACCUACCAACGAGCUAUUAACACCCGAAAUACUGGUUGAGGAACCUACGCGCGGGGGAGCUAUGCCUAACCAUGAUGGAACGCAGGUUCUCUAUUACGAGCGUAAAGCCCCAAUUGGCGGUGAAGUAUCCGUUUGCUGGAAAACUAUGGACAUCGCAACCAGAAAAUCACAAACCCUCAUCACGGAUGAGCUUGCAUAUGAAGCAGCUUGGUUGGCAGACGAGCCCAAUACGGUAAUAGCCAUGAGCAGGGCCGAGUGUGCUCAGAACCAGACCCAGGUCGCAACGUACGAUAUCAAGAGGCCGGAUGUGAAAAGGCAAACCGCCCGUUUCUUCGCGGCACUAUCCGACCUCAGAGUGGCGCGUCUCAAAAACGGCGAUAUUGCGUUCGCGGUAUUCGGUCCCGUAGGGGUAAAUAAUGAGCUGCGCAACGAGACAAAUUAUACGCAGCAAAACCAUACCGGGUGGGUAUAUGACACUGAUGACGUGCGAGAGAUGGACGAUUACGUAUAUCAGAAAAAGCUUUCAAUCUUCUACUCGGUUUUGAAGAAGUCUGAGAAGGGAUGGAAGCUAGCUGGAUCAUCCCUACAUAACGCUCUUAUCAACACAGACCUCAACCCAAAAACAUAUAAUAUAUUUCACGGAGCAAUCGCAUUCGUAGCCGAGGAUCUUGGUGUGGAACAUCUGCCAUCACGAGUCUGGCACACCUACCUCCUUCGACUAGAUUCUUUUUAUAGGGCUAGCACUCACGGGCCUAAGAAAAUAGAACUACCGGAUGAAAGCCCGGACGAGAGCCGUGACUAUAGUACAUCCUCCUAUUUCAGCUCCGAUGGAUCUCAGGUCUUGUUCUUGAGAGGGGACAACAUCCAUGUCUACCGGCUUGGCGAACGCAAAUCCGUCAAGGUGCUUGAUACGUUGGCGGAUGGGAAAUGGUCAUUAACCCCAACGGCGGCCAAGUUCGCUCCUAGUGGCAAAGCCCUAUAUGUCACCGCUGAAGACCACGGAAGACAAAAUCUUUACAAGAUCGACCUACAGCCAAAUGCAAAACCCAAGCUGCUUUUCCGCGGCGGUAGUGUGGAAAUAAUCCGCCCUCUCGGCAAAGACGACGAACAGGUUCUUGUAACCAGCACAAGUCUAGUAGACAGCUCGCUAUACAGUAUCGUCUAUACCGACGAAAGCCGCGAGCCUAGGGUGCUUUCAUCGUUUUCGAACUACGGCGCUCGACUUGGUAUUUCCUCGAAGCAAGUUUCAGAGGUACACUUCAAAGGUGCUGGCGACUACCAAGUCCACGCAUGGAUGGUAAAGCCUAGCUACUUUGACGAGAGCCGAAAAUACCCCUUGGUUCUUCUUGUACACGGAGGGCCCGAGAGUUCCUGGAUAGACGCUUGGGGCCUUAGCUCUAAUUUCGCUCUUUUUGCUGAACAAGGCUACAUUGUUGUAGCCCCGAAUAUUACGGGCAGUACAGGCUUUGGUCGGGAAUUCACAAAAGCAAUACGAGAUAACUGGGGCGGUCGUCCAUAUGAUGAUCUAGUCAAAUGCAUGGAUUACCUGGAGCAUAACCCCAAUAUCGAUAUUGAUAAAGCCGUCAUGAUAGGCGCCAGCUAUGGAGGAUACAUGUGCAACUGGGCCCAGGGCCAUCCACUUGGCCGACGUUUCAAGGCCAUGGUUUCCUGGGGCGGCAUCUUCCAUCUGCCAACCUACUUUAUGGAACGAGAUGUAUUCCUAAGCUUCGACAAAACAGACGAAUUCAGCGGUUCGGAAAUCCUAUGGAAGAACCCCGAAGGUUUAGAGAAGUUUAACCCAGCACGCCCAGAUCUCCUCCCCAACUGGAAGACCCCUAUGCUCGUCGCCCACGGCAACGAUGAUUAUCGGUGUCCAGUUACCGGAGGCACAGCUGCAUUCCGUACGCUACAGCUACUGGGAACACCGUCUAGACUCCUUGUAUUCCUUCAUGAAGGCCACGGCGUUAAUAAGCCCCAGAACAUCCUCAAAUACCUUCGGGAGGUUUUUGCCUGGAUUAAUAAGUACACAGGUCUUGGGAAGGAGCUGCUACGAGACGAACAUGAGUUAGCAACAUCCCUUGGGGAUCGUUAUCUCGGUCCAGGUUGGGGACAGCGCGAUCAUUGGACAAGCGACUGA
Daldinia loculata is the source of this 2148-nucleotide messenger RNA. Its product is annotated as alpha/beta-hydrolase. The transcript is spliced from 5 exons. Gene Ontology annotation, biological process: proteolysis. Lineage: Eukaryota; Fungi; Ascomycota; Sordariomycetes; Xylariales; Hypoxylaceae. The record is from RefSeq and is a predicted model, not a curated record. The coding region runs from base 1 to 2148 and encodes 715 amino acids. Gene Ontology annotation, molecular function: serine-type endopeptidase activity.